This is a messenger RNA of Lachnellula hyalina, 1083 nucleotides long. RefSeq lists its product as uncharacterized. The transcript has 4 exons. NCBI's taxonomy places the organism in Eukaryota, Fungi, Ascomycota, Leotiomycetes, Helotiales, Lachnaceae. The record is from RefSeq and is a predicted model, not a curated record. Bases 1 to 1083 code for a protein of 360 amino acids.
AUGGUCCAAGUUCCACCGAGAGGCGAUGGGAUCGCCCUCUUGUACACGUCAAUCGUGCUGCUGGCCCUCAGUUGGGUCACAUUCGUAUCACGGGUAGGAGUACGGGUAUGGAGACGAGCCUUGGGGUUGGAUGACUUUGCGAUGUUCAUAGGUAUCCUACUUUUCACGGUCACAGCCUGUCUAUGUAUUGUGUGCAGCUUUUACGGAUCUGGCCAGUUGGCUGCGGACCUGCCGGCCAGCACGAAGAUGAAAGGGACUAAGUUGUUCUUCAUCGCCGAGAUGUUCUACGCAUCCGGUGCCGCCGCGAUCAAAUGCAGCAUCGCUGUUACUCUCCUCCGUAUUGCGGACACUCGCCGCAACUUUGUCUAUUGCAUUUGGGCCAUCAUAAUCUUCUCAAUACUAUCUUCGGUCAUAUUCAUCAUCGGCGUGGCCAAUAUCUGUCACCCAAUUACUACAUUAUGGGGCGAGACUACGACCGGAUCAUGCAACUUCAAGCUGAACAGCGAUGUUAGCUUCUUCUUCUCUGCUAUUGAGAUUACAACCGAUUGGGCAUUGGCAAUCCUGCCUGCAGCCCUGCUGUGGAAAAUUCAGAUGAAGAGUAGGGUCAAAGCCUCGGUAGCUGGUAUCCUUGGAGUGGCUGCUUUUGCAAGCUGUGCAACCAUCGUCCGACUCCGCUUCCUGAGUCUGUACAGCAACCCUUCCGAAUUCAUGUUCAGCACAGGAAAAAUCGGCCUCUGGUCCGUCAUCGAAGAAGGUACGGGAAUCUUCGCUGGCUCGCUCCCUGCUCUUCGCCCACUCCUGAACCUCCGUUUGCUCAACGGCAGCGGCUCCCACGGCGGCAAUUCUGCCUCGGCAGGCCAGCAUUUUAACAAGCCGAGGACGGGUAGACAUUACGCGUCUGCGGACGUCAAAUUAGAUACUUUCCAGCAGCUGGACGACAAGGAUGAGGAUGGAGAUAGCCAGAAACAUAUCCUGAAGGAAACGCACGUCACGGUAACGACCCAGCAGUCUGGUUCUGCCGGGGAGUGGGAAAGAAACCAGGUCCUGGGGUGGAAGAAGAACAAUUAUUCGGCGGAAAGUUAA